Messenger RNA from Ornithorhynchus anatinus (platypus), 2115 nucleotides. It is a transcript of the gene CSNK1D, whose product is annotated as casein kinase 1 delta. Gene Ontology annotation, biological process: endocytosis; positive regulation of canonical Wnt signaling pathway; regulation of circadian rhythm. Lineage: Eukaryota; Metazoa; Chordata; Mammalia; Monotremata; Ornithorhynchidae. The coding region runs from base 111 to 1340 and encodes 409 amino acids. The record is from RefSeq and is a predicted model, not a curated record. Gene Ontology annotation, cellular component: cytoplasm; nucleus; spindle microtubule. Gene Ontology annotation, molecular function: ATP binding; protein serine/threonine kinase activity. The transcript has 10 exons.
CCCGGCUCCGGCUCCUGCUCCGGCCCCGGCUCCUGCUCCUGCUCCUCCUCGGCCCCUCGCAGACCCCGGGCCGCAGAGUCGGGAAGCGACCGGCCCCGACCCCGGCCGCCAUGGAGCUGAGAGUCGGCAACCGGUACCGGUUGGGCCGGAAGAUCGGCAGCGGUUCCUUCGGAGACAUUUAUCUCGGCACCGAUAUUGCUGCCGGGGAGGAGGUGGCCAUCAAGCUAGAAUGUGUCAAAACCAAGCACCCUCAGCUCCAUAUCGAAAGCAAGAUCUACAAAAUGAUGCAGGGCGGAGUGGGCAUCCCCACCAUCAAGUGGUGCGGGGCCGAAGGGGACUACAACGUCAUGGUGAUGGAGCUUCUGGGCCCGAGCCUGGAAGACCUCUUCAACUUCUGCUCCCGGAAAUUCAGUCUCAAAACCGUCCUCCUCCUGGCCGACCAAAUGAUCAGCCGGAUCGAAUACAUCCACUCCAAGAACUUCAUCCACCGGGACGUGAAGCCGGACAACUUCCUCAUGGGGCUGGGCAAGAAGGGCAACCUGGUGUACAUCAUCGACUUCGGCUUGGCCAAGAAGUACCGGGACGCCCGCACCCACCAGCACAUCCCCUACCGCGAAAACAAGAACCUCACGGGCACGGCUCGCUACGCCUCCAUCAACACCCACCUCGGAAUCGAGCAAUCUCGCCGGGAUGAUUUGGAGUCACUGGGCUACGUGCUGAUGUACUUCAACCUGGGCUCCCUCCCUUGGCAGGGGCUGAAGGCAGCCACCAAGAGGCAGAAAUACGAGCGGAUCAGUGAAAAGAAAAUGUCCACGCCCAUCGAAGUGUUGUGUAAAGGCUAUCCCUCCGAAUUCGCCACGUACCUGAAUUUCUGUCGCUCGCUGCGGUUUGACGACAAGCCCGACUAUUCCUACCUGAGGCAGCUGUUCAGGAACUUGUUCCAUCGCCAGGGCUUCUCCUACGACUACGUGUUCGACUGGAACAUGCUCAAGUUUGGUGCCAGCCGAGCAGCCGACGACGCCGAGCGAGAGCGCCGGGAACGAGAGGAGCGGUUGAGGCACUCCCGGAACCCGGCCACGCGGGGCCUCCCGUCCACGGCCUCCGGCCGGCUGAGGAGCACCCAAGACGUGGCUCCGCCCACGCCGCUCACCCCUACCUCACACACGGCUAACACCUCUCCCCGGCCUGUCUCCGGGAUGGAGCGGGAGCGCAAAGUCAGCAUGAGGCUGCACCGGGGGGCCCCCGUCAACAUCUCCUCGUCGGACCUGACGGGCCGACAAGACGCGUCCCGCAUGUCCACCUCACAGAAUAGCAUUCCCUUCGAGCACCACGGCAAGUAGCUGCCCGGCUCCCCGUCGGAAGGCGGCACUGGAUUCCCGGUCGGGCGGCUUCCAGCGGUCUUCAGCCUGUCGUGCACCGAUGAGAAACCUCCUUCGGGCAGCGAAGGAACAGAUAAUGCAUGGCUGAUCUACUAUGUUCCCAAUGGCUUUCCUAGUGAACGUCCCCCCCACCCCCGACCUAGAACAGAAACGUCGACACCGGGAGCUCUCCGAGCCGCCUCCCCUCCGCCCCGCGACGCUCCCGGGAGCGGGGAAGAAAUCAAAAGCAAAACCGGACAGAGGCCAAGCGCCGCCGUCAGCGGGGGCCGAGACCCGACGGGCCCUCCUCGCAAGUGGACUCCCUAAGUCACGAGGAUGCGAGGAUGACAGAGGAGAGAAAGGGGGGGGGGGGGGUAGAUGACGGGUAAAGAAAGCCCACUUCCCGUUGAAGAAUCCCUUCAGUUCUCCGUCUGGUGGUAAACUUCCGCUCCCUCCUUUUUAUCGCUCUUCUGUAACUCUACGUCUCUCACUCGGUUCAAGACCGUUUUGUAGCAGUUGGCUAAAGAUGGUCGGCUUCGGUCCGUGUAAAAGAAUCCCGUCCUCUUCCGCCCCCCCUCCCCGUCCCCACCCCCGGCGUCCGUUUGCUGUGUCUUCCUCUGACUGAAAGAUGUCAACUCUGGAGAACUCCCACAGCCGAGUCACUCGCCCGCUCGGAGUUGGCGCGUGGAUUGGAGUCAGGCGGCGGGGGGGGGGGGGAUGUGAAUUAAAGUGGUUGGAUUUUAUUUAAGCCGUUUAA